AUGGAAGGCCCCAGUCAUGUGUAUCUCUUCGGAGAUCAGACUGCGGAGUUCGACUCGGGCCUUCGUCGUCUGCUGCAUGCUAAGAAUGACUCGCUGCUAGCAGCAUUCUUCCAAAAGUCUUACUAUGCGUUGCGCAAGGAAAUUACAUCGCUUCCGCCAUCUGAACGUCAGAGCUUCCCUCGUUUUACCAGUAUCGUUGAUCUCCUCGCGAGGUUCAAAGAGUCAGGGCCAAACCCAGCUCUAGAGAGCGCAUUGACGACAAUUUACCAAUUGGGAUGUUUCAUCCACUACUAUGGUGAUUUGGGCCAUGCCUAUCCGUCAGGUGAUGAGAGCUGCAUCAUUGGUCUUUGCACAGGUCAGCUCGCAUCUGCAGCUGUGAGCUCUUCGAAAACUAUCGGCGAGCUCAUCCCGGCUGGAGUUGAGACCGUUGUUGUUGCCUUGAGACUCGGCAUGUGCGUUUUGAAAGUGCAAGAGCUCAUAGAACCUAGCAAAUCGGCAACACCAAGCUGGUCUGUGCUAAUUUCUGGCAUGCGCGAGCCCGAGGCUCUGGAUUUGAUUCAGCAAUACGCGGAGAAGAAUGCUUUGCCCCGGGUUUCUCAGCCUUAUAUCAGCGCAGUCAGCCCUAGUGGACUCACGAUCAGCGGUCCUCCGACCUUCCUAGGCCGUUUCAUUGAGGCCAGUCUCUCGAAGGAGCACAAGCCUACAAGAGUUCCAAUCCACGGCCCUUACCAUGCUUCGCAUUUGUAUGAUGAGAGGGAUAUUAACCGAAUUUUGGAAUCUUGGCCUACCGAACAGUUCAUCAACCACGUGCCUCAGAUCCCUGUUCUGUCGAGCGAGACAGGCAAGGAAUUCCAAGCUGAGAGUCUUGACCAGCUCUUGAGAUUUUCUCUCCAGGAGAUUCUGCAACGACAGCUCUGUUGGGACAAGGUCAUCGAAUCUUGCCAGUCCGCCUUGGAAUCCGCUACAACAUGCACUCUGUUCCCAAUUUCCAGCACUGCAACCCAGAGUCUAUUCAACUCACUGAAGAAGGCUGGAGUCUCCAAUAUCGAGGUUGACAGCACAAUUGGUGAUAUUGCAAUCAUUGGUCUUUCAGGAAGAUUCCCAGAGUCACCUGACACCGAAGCAUUCUGGGAUCUUUUGAAAAAGGGGCUGGACGUUCACCGCGAGGUCCCCCCAGAGCGAUGGGAUGUCAAGGCUCACGUCGACAUGGAAGGAAAGACAAGAAACACCAGCCAAGUUCAAUAUGGAUGCUGGUAUAACGACGCCGGAAUGUUUGACCCUCGAUUCUUCAAUAUGUCUCCCCGUGAAGCGCUUCAAGCAGACCCUGCUCAACGUCUGGCACUUCUUACGGCUUAUGAGGCGUUGGAAAUGGCAGGCUUUAUCCCGGAUAGCACGCCCUCUACGCAGAAGAACCGUGUGGGUGUCUUCUAUGGAAUGACCAGUGAUGACUACCGUGAGAUCAACAGUGGUCAGGACAUUGAUACCUACUUUAUCCCGGGUGGUAACCGUGCUUUCACUCCUGGUCGCAUCAACUACUAUUUCAAGUUCAGCGGCCCUAGUGUCAGUGUGGAUACAGCUUGUUCCUCGAGUCUUGCGGCGAUUCACGUCGCCUGUAAUUCCCUGUGGAGGAAUGAAUGUGACUCUGCCAUCGCCGGUGGCGUCAAUAUCCUGACAAAUCCUGACAACCAUGCUGGUCUUGACCGUGGACAUUUCCUCUCAAGGACCGGAAACUGUACCACCUUUGAUGAUGGGGCUGAUGGCUAUUGCAGAGCAGAUGGAAUUGGCUCCAUUGUCAUUAAGAGACUCGAAGAUGCCCAGGCAGAUAACGAUCCUAUCUACGGUGUCAUUGGAGGAGCUUACACCAAUCACUCCGCAGAGGCUGUAUCGAUUACUCGGCCUCAUGUAGGAGCACAGUCCUUCAUCUUUGACAAGCUUCUCAACGAGUCCAACAGCGAUCCAAAGGAGAUCAGCUAUAUCGAAAUGCACGGAACUGGCACCCAGGCAGGUGAUGCAGUGGAGAUGCAGUCGGUUCUCGAUAUCUUCGCUCCUGAUUACCGUCGUGGACCAACUCAAUCUCUUCACCUCGGUUCCGCAAAAUCAAACGUUGGCCACGGAGAGUCCGCCUCUGGUGUCACAGCCCUGAUCAAGGUCUUGAUGAUGAUGCGGAAGAACAUGAUCCCACCUCACUGUGGCAUUAAAACCAAGAUCAACCACAACUUCCCGACAGACUUCCCGCAGCGCAAUGUGCACAUUGCGCCAAAUGGCGGCAAGCGAAAGACUUUCGUCAACAACUUCUCGGCUGCCGGUGGUAAUACUGCUCUGAUGGUCGAGGACGGCCCUCUUAAUGAGGAGAAUGUGGAAGACCCCCGGUCUGCCCAUCCUGUGCUUGUCUCUGCUCGGUCUCAGGCUGCGCUGAAGAACAACAUCUCUGCUCUCGUGCAGUACAUAGACACAAACAAGAACUCGUUCAAUACCAACGAGGCUAGUCUUCUUGCCAAUCUGUCUUAUACAACUACGGCCAGGCGCAUUCAUCAUCCCUUCAGAGUCGCUGUCACUGGGUCGACUCUGGAUGAAGUCAGGAGCGGAUUGGCUCCUAUCGUCAACCGAGACAGCAUCAGCCCGGCUCCCGUCAACCCACCUGGCAUCGGCUUUGUCUUUACCGGACAGGGUGCUCAAUAUGCAGGCAUGGGACGCCAAUUGUUUGAGAGUUGCUCCCAAUUCCGCGCCCACAUUGAGCACUUGAAUUGUAUUUGUCAGAGCCAGGGUUUCCCAUCUAUUUUGUCCUUGGUCGAUGGAAGUGUGCCAAUUGAAGAGCAUAGCCCGGUCGUUACCCAGCUUGGAACAACCUGCGUGCAGAUGGCAUUGACUAAGUACUGGAUGUCUUUGGGUGUUUCCCCUGACUUUGUCAUGGGCCAUAGCCUCGGCGAGUUUGCAGCACUGAAUGCUUCCGGUGUCUUGACGACCAGUGACACAAUCUACCUUGCCGGGCGGCGAGCCCAGCUUCUCACCGAGCAAAUCAAGGUUGGAACGCAUGCUAUGCUUGCUAUCAAGUCUUCAGUAGCACAGGUCAAGCAGUUCCUUGACGAGGCUACCGAGGUGGCUUGUAUUAAUGCGCCCAGCGAGACGGUCAUCAGUGGCACAUGCGAGAAAAUCGACGAGCUUGCCCAAACUCUACCAACGAAGGUUGAGCCUAUUCUCGAGAGUCUUGCUGAAAUUGGAAAGGGUGUCACUUUCAAUACGCCUUCUAUUCCAUUCGUUUCUGCCCUUCUUGGAGAUGUCAUCAAUGAGACCAACAGCGAGGUGCUUGGUCCCAACUACCUCACCCGCCACUGUCGGGAGACCGUUAAUUUCCUGGGUGCUCUGGAAGCUACCCGGCACUCUAACCUGAUUAACGACAAGACAAUCUGGGUUGAGAUUGGCUCUCACCCCGUCUGCUCUGGGAUGGUUAAGUCUACUUUCGGUCCUCAGGCAACUACUGUGGCAUCUCUCCGUCGCCAGGACGAUACUUGGAAGGUUCUCUCGAAUAGUACUUCGGCUCUUUAUUUGGCUGGGAUUGAACUUCGAUGGAAGGAGUAUCACCAGGACUUCACUGCCGGACACAAAGUCCUUCCACUGCCUUCGUACAAGUGGGAUCUCAAGAACUACUGGAUUCCCUACACUAAUAACUUCUGUCUGCUCAAGGGCGCACCGGCGGCAGCAGCGGCUGAGGCUGCGCCAGUCGCUGUGUUCUUGUCAUCGGCAGCUCAGAAAGUUUUGGAGACGAGUGGUGACAAUUCGUCGGCAUCUAUCGUCAUCGAGAAUGACAUUGCUGAUCCCGACCUCAAUCGCGUCAUUGCAGGUCACAAGGUGAACGGUGCCUGUCUUACUCCAUCGUCCUUGUACGCCGAUAUUGCACAAACACUCGGUGAAUAUCUAGUUCAGAACUACAAGCCCGAGUGGAAAGACCGCGGAUUUGAUGUUUGCAACGUGGUGGUCCCCAAGCCGCUUAUCGCAAAGGGAGGCAAGCAACUAUUCCGCGUCUCAGCCACCGCAAACUGGGCCGAAGAAAGUGCCAAGGUGCAGGUGUGGUCUGUGACACCAGAAGGGAAGAAGAUUCUUGACCACGCCACUUGCGACGUCAAGUUCUUUGACCCCAGUGCUUACGAGAUCGAGUGGAAGCGCAGCUCUUAUCUCAUCAAGCGAAGCAUUGAGCAUCUCCAAGAGAGCACGAUAUCCGGCCAGGCUCACCGCAUGAAGCGGGGAAUGGUCUACAAGCUCUUUGCCUCUCUGGUCGAUUAUGACGACAACUACAAAUCCAUUCGGGAAGUCAUCCUCGACAGUGAACAACACGAAGCUACCGCUCUUGUCAAGUUCGAGGCUCCGCCGGGUAACUUCCACCGUAAUCCAUUCUGGAUUGACAGCAUCGGUCACCUGUCCGGCUUCAUUAUGAACGCUAGUGAUAACACUGAUUCGAAGAAUCAAGUGUUCGUCAAUCAUGGAUGGGACUCGAUGCGGUGCUUGAAGAAGUUCGAUCCCAGUAUCACAUACCGUACCUACGUGAGGAUGCAGCCCUGGAAAGACUCUAUCUGGGCUGGUGAUGUCUAUAUGUUCGAAGGGGAUGACAUCGUUGCUGUGUAUGGUGGCGUUAAGUUCCAAGCUCUGGCACGGAAGAUCCUCGACAUGGCUCUUCCUCCCGCUGGAGCCCCGGCACCCAAGCCGGCCGCCAAGCGUGUUCCUGCUCCCGUCGAUAUCCAGAAGGCAAAGACAGGCCCUGCCAAAAAGGCGUCCCCUUCACCAAAGUCCGGAUUGCCAAGUUUGGCUACACGCGCUCUUGCAAUCCUGGCCGAAGAGGUCGGACUUUCGACGUCUGAGAUGACUGAUGAUCUCAACUUCGCUGAUUACGGAGUUGACUCGCUGCUCUCGCUGACUAUCACUGGGCGAUACCGUGAGGACAUGGGACUCGAUCUUGACUCCAGUGUCUUUGUGGAUAAUCCAACUGUCAAAGCCUUCAAAGGUCUCCUAGCUCAAAUGGGCCCUAGUGAGAGCAGCGAUGGAUCAAGCAGCGAAGGUGACAUGUCAUCGGCCGCAUCCACGACCGACAUGUCGUCUCCAAACACCAGUGAUUGCCUCAAUCUUGGCGAGGAGAUUGGCGUUGAGCCUGAGGAGCUCAGUGGCGAUGCGAACCUUGGUGAGAUGGGUCUGGACUCAUUGAUGUCGCUCACAGUUCUCGGUAAGAUCCGUGAAGAUAUCGACCUCGAUCUUCCUGGAGAGUUCUUCAUUGAGAAUCAGACACUCGAUGAUAUCGAGACUACCCUGGACCUGAAGCCUAAGCUCGCUCCCGCGGAGCCAAUCAGACUCCCCGAACAAAUCCCAGUUCAAGCCCCGGUAGUCGCUCCCAGAACUGCCGUCCAGCACCCGCCGGCCACUUCGAUCCUCCUGCAAGGAAACCCCAAGACAGCGACUCAGAAGUUGUUCUUGUUCCCUGAUGGCUCUGGCUCCGCUACCUCCUACGCUACAAUCCCUGGAAUUUCCCCAGAUGUGUGCGUCUACGGACUGAACUGCCCAUACAUGCGCACUCCCGAGAAGCUCAAGUUCAGCCUGGACGAGCUCACAGCUCCUUACGUUGCUGAGAUCCGGCGCCGCCAGCCCACUGGCCCUUACAACUUCGGUGGCUGGUCCGCCGGUGGUAUUUGUGCCUACGAUGCCGCGCGCCAGUUGAUCUUCGAGGAAGGCGAGCGAGUUGAGCGCCUGCUCCUCCUAGACUCACCCUUCCCCAUCGGACUGGAGAAGCUGCCUCCUCGUCUGUACAGCUUCUUCGACACGAUCGGACUGUUUGGGGAGGGCAAGGCACCUCCUCCCAAAUGGCUUCUGCCUCACUUCCUGGCUUUUAUCGACUCCUUGGAUGCUUAUAAGGCUGUUCCAUUCCCUCACACAGACCCCAAGAUGGCCGACAAACUUCCUAAGACCUUCAUGGUCUGGGCCAAGGAUGGUGUCUGCUCUAAGCCAGGUGAUGCCCGCCCUGCACCAGCUGAGGAUGGUAGCGCAGACCCUCGUGAGAUGCUCUGGUUGUUGAACAACCGCACUGACCUCGGCCCGAAUGGUUGGGAUACCCUUGUCGGGCCGAAGAACGUCGGAGGCAUUACCGUUAUGGAGGAUGCGAACCACUUCACUAUGACCCGUGGCGAGAAGGCCAAGGAGUUGGCUGCAUUCAUUGCUAACUCUAUGGCUUCUGUGUAA
Messenger RNA from Penicillium mononematosum, 6216 nucleotides. It is a transcript of the gene pksP, whose product is annotated as polyketide synthase alb1. Bases 1 to 6216 code for a protein of 2071 amino acids. The transcript is spliced from 9 exons. Gene Ontology annotation, molecular function: fatty acid synthase activity; phosphopantetheine binding; 3-oxoacyl-[acyl-carrier-protein] synthase activity. The record is from RefSeq and is a predicted model, not a curated record. Lineage: Eukaryota; Fungi; Ascomycota; Eurotiomycetes; Eurotiales; Aspergillaceae. Gene Ontology annotation, biological process: fatty acid biosynthetic process; secondary metabolite biosynthetic process.